Molecule: messenger RNA, 683 nt
Organism: Diprion similis
Lineage: Eukaryota; Metazoa; Arthropoda; Insecta; Hymenoptera; Diprionidae
Product: adenosine 5'-monophosphoramidase HINT3-like
Exons: 4
Coding region: 113-547 (144 amino acids)
Molecular function (GO): catalytic activity
Source: RefSeq, a predicted model, not a curated record
UCGAAGCAGCCGACACGCCAUUCGUGGAAAAACGACUAUUACUCCAAUUUUUUUCGGAGCUUGGUUACACGUAAAGAGUAGAAAAUUGAACCGAAUCCCGGUUUGAAUUGUAAUGCAAAUGUCUGGAGAAAUAGCUGACUGUGUUUUUUGCAAAAUCAUCGUCGACCAAGCGCCAAGCGAAAAGAUUUACGAGGAUGACGUUGUAAUCUGCAUAAAAGACAUUAAACCGGCGUCUAAGCACCACUAUCUUAUUAUACCAAAGACCCACAUAGAGAAUGCGAAAACGAUGCAAGGCCCAGAGGACGAAAAGACACUCGAGCAUAUGGUCAAAGUCCUCACAACGUUAAGCGAAAUUAAGGGAAUUGAUUUGAAUGAUGCAAGGAUAGGGUUCCACUGGCCUCCCUUCAACUCCGUCAACCACCUGCAUCUACAUGUUAUUUCACCUGUAGGAAACAUGGGGUUCCUCGGGCAGAUGAUUUUUCUACCCAACAGCCUUUGGUUCACAAGCAUUGACUACGUCAGAUCUCGUCUACGGACUUGCAGCUAAUAUUUCCUCAACUUAGACAUGGCACAGCAUCUUGCCAAUCUUGAUUAUGGUUUCAGAGCUGGAACCAAAAUUAUGCAACAAAUGUCAAGGGCUGGCUAUUAACUAACCCUAUUAGCUAAUUUAUUCCAAAUUACAA